GGAGGGUGAUGUUUGUGGUGGAGGGUAAUAUGGCGUUGGCACAAAAGCUUCUACCAAGUACUUGCUACUUCGGUUAGAGUGAUAGAUUCCUCGUCAAUCCGCACUUUCUUAACUGUUAAGAGUAUUUUCAAACGAAUUGACGGUUUUCCGGUCGGAUUUAUCGGGAAACUAGAAUCCAUACUAACCUUAGCUUAGUCGGUAUGCUGAUGCAUACUCGUGUAUGCCAAGGCGGCGACCUCCACGAUAUUGGUAUAGAUACAGGAGGGGAAAUAGUUGAGCCUAGAUAUUAGCGUACAUCGUACUUAAAUGAAAAUUGCAUCUUUACUCCCUAUGAUCACCAUCAGCAGUAACAUUAGUAGCAUACGAAGGCUUACCAGACCAUGCAUAUCAAAAUCCCUUGGUCUAUCGGGCUUCUUGCCCAAGCAGCAUGUUCCUACGGCAAGCUGGAACCGAACUACACAUCCCCAUCCGGAGUCCAGAUAUUUAACCCGUCCACCUUUUUCAACACCACGGGGCCGUGGAGUCUGAUGUCUAUUGCGGGGGAUACCUUAUAUAUUUCCGGUAGGGUAGUGAUUCUGGGAUCUAAUUGCUUCUUACUUACUUGCCGACCAGGUAUGCGCGGCAUCUACCCCUCGAAUAGUACUCUCGCACCAGUAGGCCUUACCCGAGUGCGGCAAGCUUAUCAGAACAUGGCGGCACUCGCUGAGAUGGCGGGCUCUGAUGUCAAUUCCUGUGUGCGGCUGGUCGUCUACGUGACGGAUAUGUUCCGGUACCGACCGAUGUGUAACCAGGCGCAAGUUGAGAUUUGGGGAGAUGACCCGAGUAGAUAUCCGCCUCGGACGAUCGUUGAGGUGGGUAGACUGAACGACGAUGAUAUCGUUGAGGUUGAGGGUACGUUUUAUUUAGGUCGAUCCGCAUAGAUUCAUUGUUAGUGUAGAUAAGCCGAUACAGCAAUACUCCGAAGUCCUGGGCGAUGAACAAUCACUUCGGAACGUAAUCCAAUCUUUAUUACAUCUCGAAUGGAUUGAGUAG
This is a messenger RNA of Annulohypoxylon maeteangense, 1032 nucleotides long. RefSeq names its product YjgF-like protein. The record is from RefSeq and is a predicted model, not a curated record. Bases 381 to 920 code for a protein of 179 amino acids. NCBI's taxonomy places the organism in Eukaryota, Fungi, Ascomycota, Sordariomycetes, Xylariales, Hypoxylaceae. The transcript has a single exon.